Messenger RNA from Sorghum bicolor (sorghum), 1958 nucleotides. RefSeq names its product calcineurin B-like protein 9. Gene Ontology annotation, biological process: calcium-mediated signaling. The transcript has 9 exons. Lineage: Eukaryota; Viridiplantae; Streptophyta; Magnoliopsida; Poales; Poaceae. The record is from RefSeq and is a predicted model, not a curated record. Gene Ontology annotation, molecular function: calcium ion binding; kinase binding. Bases 410 to 1369 code for a protein of 319 amino acids.
UCAUGGGCUCCUUCGCCUGCGACGCGGACAAGGGAAGGGAGGGAGGAGCGGGAAAAUCGGGACGGAUCGAUCUCGCAUCACAGAGACCGCAUCUCAGCUCAAAGCCAAAACGGAAAGCAACCAACGCACCGUGAACUGUCGUUUUGCCUGGAGUGGAGUAUAUACACAUAGAAACGACGCCGCCACCACGGACACCACCGAUGGUGCGCGCACGAGCACGACCGCGCGGCGAGUGGCGACGGAUCCAGGCAGAGGCACCAGCACGCACUCGCACUCGCAGAGGCACCCACCCAAAACCAAGAGCUUGAGGGCUCAUCCUGCGAUCCCGUUCCCUGCCGGCUGCCGCCAUCAAGAUCGGUUUGUUUUUGUUUUCUUUAACAGCCCAAUGCGCCCUUAAAGCGGCGCACGAAUGCCACGAGCCACCGAGGCGGCACCACCGCCGCAGGCUUUCCAGUGCACCCCAGGGCGCCACCCGGUCGCCAUGGAAUCCCGCUUCGGCUUCCGCUACUCCUCCGGCGACGUGCGGUCCGGGAGCUCGCUGUCGCUUGGGGAGCGCCUCUGCGCGGUCUUCUUCCCCUUCAUCGCCAUCGCCGAGGCCGUUUUCUUCGCCUUCACCGACUGCCUCGCGGACCUCUGCCCCGGCUCCGACUCCUCGGCCUCCGGCGCGGGCGCGUCCUCCUCCGACGCCAAGAACAGUCGGACCAACCACCACCACCACCACCACUACAGACCUUUCCUACGCCGCGCCGCUGCGGGUGGAUGGACCUCCCUCAACCUCCGCCAGCUCGCACGCCUCGCCGACGAGUCCGGAUGCUUCUCCGUCAACGAGGUCGAGGCGCUCUUCGAGCUCUACAAGAAGAUCAGCUGCUCCAUCAUCAACGACGGCCUCAUCCACAAGGAAGAACUCCAGCUGGCAUUGUUCAAAACUCCAAGCGGCGAGAAUCUUUUUCUUGAUAGGGUUUUUGAUUUGUUUGAUGAGAAGAAAAAUGGUGUGAUCGAGUUUGAUGAGUUUAUUCAUGCUCUAAGUGUCUUCCAUCCCUUGGCACCAAUGGAAGACAAGAUUGAUUUUGCAUUCAGGUUGUAUGACUUGAGGCAAACUGGGUUUAUUGAACGUGAAGAGGUUAAGCAAAUGGUAAUUGCUAUUUUGAUGGAAUCUGAUGUGAAAUUAUCAGAUGACCUACUUGAGGCCAUUAUAGACAAGACAUUUGAAGAUGCUGAUGCCGAUAAGGAUGGAAAAAUAAAUCAAGAAGAGUGGAAGGAAUUUGUGUUACGCCACCCUAACCUGUUGAAGAACAUGACACUGCCUUAUCUGAGGGACGUCACAACCGUUUUCCCUAGUUUCGUCUUCAACACAGCAGUGGAAGAUUAAGCAGUAUUGGGAUUGCUUGAGCUGCACAGGGUUCCUGAACCUUGAUGACUGUUGGCUGUCAAUUAUGUCAACGUGCGGCAUUCAACCACUGAGAAGCAGAUGCAAUCCAUCAUGAGAACUUGGUGGUGAUAAAAAUAUCACCACUGAUGGCUGAACAUCAAGGCUACCUGAGCAUCACUCCUGCAAUAAAUUAAGGCUCGUACGGGAUGGUGGAUCGGCAACGAAUUAUAAUUUAUGGUUGCCGUUUUUGUCCGGCAAUACAUUGAGUUGGUAAUUAACUGUAAAUACAGCUAGUAUUCACUCAGUAGACAGAAAAUCAGGAACGUGUACAUACGUUAGAUUUUAUGAGGAAAUCGAAAAGUUCCUGGUAUGCCAGCCAGAUCUGGAAUCAGGGGUUGUUUCUUGCUCAAUGCUCUCUUCUGAACACAAACACCUGUCAAGACUGCACUGGCCACUGGGUACCAUGAUCGGGAAUCUGUCGGUCAGUUGUCCGAACUUUCUUUUUCGCUGGCAGAAAGUAGAUGGAUGAAAUUGUUAAUGACCGUUGUUAAAGAAAUGGAUAAGAGACCUCGCGCUUCUGUUUUGAUUA